UCGCAAUGUUACAGUAAGGACGCGACGAGACCAGCAGGAAGUGGGCCCCCUCUCCAUCGGACGGUCACGUGGGGGAAUCCCACUAAAUCUCUUCAAUUCUGCACAUCACCGCAAAGUCCAACGGAUUAGAGAGACCAUCGCACAAUGGACAUCAUGACGCGAUCGCGAACCAUCCAGUGCCCUCUACCGGGAGGCUUUGGCAAGCAGAGACCUUUUAAGAUCGAGCCAAACGAGAAUACCCGUCGGGUCCGCAGGGAGCUCGCGGAGCGGGAUGAGAAAUUGCAGAUCUCCAAUGACCUCUACCAGUUCGACCCAGAAGACGCCGGAGAUAUCAUCUAUUUAACCUCAUACCGCCACAUGCGGAGUGAGAUGUCGGUCAUCAACAUCAAUCCCCGUUACCAUCGAUAUGUGGGUCACUCCAUCUGCCAGACGGUCUACACGCCUCGGACGAAUCUCGGCUAUCUCGACAAGCUCCCGCUGGAGCUCCUCCACGACAUCUGCAUCAAUUACCUCGACCUGCGAUCGCUCUUCACAUUCCGCCACACCAACCGACGGGCGCAAAUCGUGGUCCACAACAUCCGCGGCUACCGCACCUUCACCACGCACGCCCUCGGGGCCCUCUGCGCCAUCUUCCGCUCGCAGAUCGCGCGAUGGUACACGCUGCGCGAUCUCCUCGGCCUGCUGUACCAGCGCGACUGCACCUUCUGCGGCCGCUUCGGCGGGUACGUCUCCCUCACCUCCUUUACGCGAUGCUGCUACCUGUGCCUGUCCCACCUGCCCCAGCUGGAAGUGGCCACCGUGGAUGAGAUCACCAUGUACUACUCCCUCGCUGAGGAGGACCUAGAAGACGUGCCGAAAAUGUGGAUGGUGGGAGGGCAGGUCUACUCAUGGCCGGGAUUUUGGUGUAAAUGGCCCAUUCACGUCGUAGCAGAAGGGCAUAUAUCCGGGCCCGACGGCUGCGGUUUCAUUGAUCAGAUUAGAUUUCUGCUGGAUCCUGCCUUCCCUAAGAACCCGCAUCCACUGCGGCUUAUGACCGCUACGCACCUCCCGUAUGUAGACCGGGCUAGCGGUCAUGUCGAGUAUGGGGUAGCUUGCAUAGGUUGCGCGGUGGGGUUCGAAGGAAUUAUCCGGGCGGACGAGGUGUCGGAAUUGGGAGACAAGUAUUACCACUUAGAGGACAUCGUAUAUUCGGAGGAGGGCUUCAUCAAACAUUUUCGGCAAUGUCCAAUCUCGCAGGUGAUCUGGGAAGAGUGCUGUCGGGCCUGCGACCUCGGACAGACUGUAGAUUUGGAGGAACUCUCCAUCCGAAAAGGAUGGUACAAGAUCGGCAAGGGGCCUGGGGAGAAAUGAUACCUUUUUCUUUGUUCUAUCUAAUGUAUUGGAAUUCGGGCGGUAUACAUUCCAUUCUUCUUUGUGCAUGCAAUUUACGUCACUCCUGUAUCUAGUGGUGGCCGACCUGUCAGGACGAGACCAUAUCAAGGCUAUCCGGAUCCACACUAUCAUGUUUGGUGGGGCCGACAUGCCCAAAUGGUGGGGUGACGCUAGUGUAUUAGUUGGUGAUCAGGAAGGAUCUGAGAUUAAGUUUGGAC
Molecule: messenger RNA, 1589 nt
Organism: Aspergillus campestris IBT 28561
Lineage: Eukaryota; Fungi; Ascomycota; Eurotiomycetes; Eurotiales; Aspergillaceae
Product: F-box protein
Exons: 1
Coding region: 145-1350 (401 amino acids)
Source: RefSeq, a predicted model, not a curated record